This is a messenger RNA of Penicillium coprophilum, 1062 nucleotides long. RefSeq lists its product as uncharacterized. The coding region runs from base 1 to 1062 and encodes 353 amino acids. NCBI's taxonomy places the organism in Eukaryota, Fungi, Ascomycota, Eurotiomycetes, Eurotiales, Aspergillaceae. Gene Ontology annotation, biological process: protein phosphorylation; intracellular signal transduction. The transcript has 4 exons. The record is from RefSeq and is a predicted model, not a curated record. Gene Ontology annotation, molecular function: MAP kinase activity; ATP binding. Gene Ontology annotation, cellular component: nucleus; cytoplasm.
AUGUAUCUCAUCCGUCCAGCUUCAAAUGCCGCAAGGAAUCCUUUGAUUCGAAGCAUCUCAUCACUUUGUGCGGGGAACAUCCUCCAAGGUGCCUAUUGGGACUACCGCAUCCUCAACCUCGUUGAAGGAGAUAACACGCACAUCUCCACUGUCUUCAAGGCCGAGGUGAUUCCACAUGAGCACCCUCGUAGCGCCCCGAAAGCCCCUCAAUGGGCUUUUAUCAAAGGAGCUUUACCUGACGAUGCAAUUGCCGUAAAAAAUCUCAACCGUGAACUUCAUGCUUAUAGCCUUCCCGGUGUUGCUUCCUCUCAGUGCUUCCGAAAACUAUAUGAUGUGAUUGAUGAUAGCACAAUCGCCUUAGAAUGGCUAGAUACCACUCUGGCGGAGGUGAAAUACCAGCCUAAUGACAUAGGCACUCAUUCGCUUAUCGUUUCUGUUCUAAGAGCAGCGCUAAAUAGCUGUGCUGUGCUGGCAGGGUCUAGAUAUGUGAACACCGACUAUAAACCCGCUAAUAUUCUUCUUUCUGGCGUUGAAUCUGACUGUAUUACUGCCAAGGUGGGAGAUUUAGGACUGGUAGUCCCUGUUGGCGAGCUGAUCAACGCUCAGCCAUAUGCCAUGCGAGCACCUGAGGUUUUUCUUGGUCAACCGUGUGCAGAGCCAUCGCAGGUCUGGGCAGUUGCCGCGAUGUUGCUGUGCUGGAUUAAACCUGGUGUCUUAGGAAUUUGGGGUAGCACUCAUUUUCUUCUGAACGUGCCUUGGUCCAUGGCCAAAGUCAAGCGGCUCUUCCCUGACUGGAAGAUCCCGACUCCUGACGAGGUCGAUGGCGAUUUUCUCAAGGUCUCAGUAAGCAUUGCCAAAAGUCUUGGUGAAAAUAUGCCCGAGCUACAGGCUCUCUUACCUUUUGACCAGGAGACACAAAAUAUCGAGAUGCCAAACCAGCUGAGAGAUCUUCUUCGUUUUAUGUUGAUACCCAAUCCGGCCGAAAGACCUUCCGCCUCAUCUGUACUAGCAUCGAAGGAACUACGAGGUCUUGAGAAUCUCACAAGCGAAUAUGUUCAUUAA